GUUGUACGUCAUGGGUUGUCACAUCAGAUACUAAGAUCAACGAAAGGAUUGAUGAACUGAAUCAGAACAAGGAAACAUAUGCCAUUGAGAGUUUUCCUUCUGAAACAUGGAAUCCGUCAUCGAUUGAGACCGAUCCUGAGUGGUACGAGGAUGGAUAUAUUGUAGACUCCAGACAAAGUGAAUUUACAUUCCUCAAAGACCAACUCAUUAACGAAGAGAAAAAUGUUUCUCAUCGUGCUGUCAUCUCAAUUUUGGGAGAGUGUGGCAUUGGAAAGAAAACACUUGCAAGAAAACUGUACAAUGACCCUGAUAUCAUGAGAAACUUUGAGGUGCAUGUGUGGGUAUGUCUGCCACCACACAUCAGGUUCACAGACUAUGUAGAGACUAUGUACAAGCAGGUCAGCUCAGAGGUCCCAGAAACACCUGAAUUAAUUGAUAAAUUACCUGAAGGAUACGAUAAUUUAUCAUUGGCACCUGGUGAUGGGGAAACCGCCAGUAAAGAGCGCAAACUCCGACAACAAAUGCAGAACAGACGUUACUUAGUUGUUCUUGAUGGUCUGGUCGAAAUCAAUGACUGGAACUCUUUGUUCGACGUCCUGCCAGAUGACAACAAUGGCAGCCGAAUCUUACUUACGACACGCCUAAGUGUGAAGGAAAUCAAUCAUAUGGACCCACGUAUUGCUCCCCUUGAGUUGAGUUGUCUUGAAACCCUACAUGGUGAACAAUUGUUUUGUCAACGUGUUUUUGGAGCAAAGAAACCGCCACAAAUUUACAAGUGCAAAGCUUACUAUGAAAAAAUUCACAAUAUAUCAACAGGUCUCCCUCUAGCCAUCAUUGUGCUUGCUGGAGUAUUACGGUCAAAGGUGAUUCCUGUGGAGUGGGAUGAUGUUCUUGAGCAACUCGAGACGAAUGGCCAACCGAAACCAGUUGGCAGCAUAUGGUCUUUAGCUUUUGAUGAUCUGCCACACCACCUAAAGUCAUGCUUGCUCUACUUUGCGUCCAUGUCAGAAAAUAUUAUUAUGUACCCAGAUCGUUUGGUUCGUCUGUGGGUUGCUGAGGGUUUUGUAGUGCCAAAGAAGGGAAAAACUCUCGAGGAAGUUGGGUUUGACUAUAUGAAGGAAUUGGUCUCAAGAGGAUUAGUCCAGGUCAUGGAGAAGGAUGCUGGAGGAGGAAUCAAACUGGUAGCCAUCCACAAUCUGCUCCAUGCCUUCGUGGAGUCUGAAGCUCAGGACUCUGGUUUCCUUGAAAUCCACCACCAAGCUAAUGUCUCAAAUCCAAAUGCAGUGCGGCGCCUUGCUGUACACAACUACGUGGAUUCAUUUGUCAACAUACCUAAUGAAUUCCCUAAGCUGCGUUCCCUUCUCUGUGAUUUUGCAGAAGACCAACGCAGCAGCUCAAUAUAUGAAAUGCCUCAGCGUCAGACACUAUGGGGCAACUUUGCAGACCUGUGCUUAAGAGCAUGUGGGAAUCCUGAGAGGACUGGCUUAAAUACCAUUCAUGGGCUGCACUUCUUAGAGGGAUCCAGGUUCCUACGUGUCAUCGAUCUGAAUGGUCUGAAGAUCCAAAAGCUGCCAGAUGAGAUUGGAAGCAUAAUCCACUUGAGGUACCUUGGUAUAAGAAACAGCAACUUGGAGGGGCUCCCUUCAUCGCUUUGUAAGCUUGACAAUCUCCAGACAUUAGACAUAAGGAGAACAAAUGUGAGAAGAGUUGGUGAUGAAUUCUGGGAAAUUGAAACUCUAAGGCAUGUGCUUGCUGAGAAAAUCAUGUUGCCUAAUUGCACGGUCUCCUUGAAUAAUUUGAUGACCCUUGACGGUGUGGAACCUUCAAAUCCAUGGCAUGAAGAAAUAUGUCCCUUGAACCACAUGAUUGGUCUCCGGUCUCUAUCUUUGUCUGGCAUUUCAGAAACCCAUACUAACGCGCUUUCAGCCGCUCUCAAGAAAAUGGAGUUCCUUGUAAACCUCAAAUUAUCUGGUGAACUUCUUCCAUCAACAAUGUUCACCGACUCAAGCAUGCGCCGCCUCCAGGUGCUAAUUCUAUAUGGCAAGCUAGAAGACCCUCAUGCUUCACAGAGUGACCGAUAUAUCAUGCCAAACCUCACCAUGCUCCAUUUGCACAAGUCGGAGCUGUCGCAGCCGUUUGUAGACAAGCUUGCAGUGCUGCCAAGCAUCGCUGAGAUGGAGCUCUUAUAUGGCGCAUACAGUGGAGCAAAACUGGUUUUUCCUGAGAGAGGAUUCCAGAGCCUUCGGAAGCUGAAGCUUAAAAAUCUGUGCACCUUGGAGGAGUUGGUGGUAAAGCCUGGCGCCAUGAUGAUGCUUUCGACCCUUGCCAUGUAUGAUUGCGGCAGAUUGAAGAUUGUCAAUGGUUUAACUGCCUUGGAACACCUCCAAGAACUGGCAUUCUACAACAUGGAAAUGAUCGUCGAUACUAUAAAGCACAAAGACAAGAAGCUUUUUGACAAGAUCAAAUGCCUGACUACCACCAGGUCCCUCACCAAGGUAGACCGAGAUGUGCCUGUCGGUUCCUGGAUCCGAAGUUUGGAGAGACCAGCUCCGACAUUACGUGUCAGUGAAGCUCCCGGGUCACCCUGCAGUGAGUUGGAGAGUGCUGGUUCUGUUGACCCAAAAGCAACUGAUGACAUUAAGGUACACUACAGUUCGGGCAGUGCGUGGGUCAGGCUAGCGCAGGUGUAGCUUCUUUACCGGUCAGUGUAGAAGCAGCAUGCCUUUUCAUGUUGUUUUCCUUGGUGAUUCAGUCUGUUGUUGUGCUUGCAAUGUUCAUUGAGUGAAGAACUUCUGGUCACUUGCUAUCAUGUUUCCGAUCUUGUGGGUUUUUUUUUGUGGAAUACUUUGAAACAAAUCUGAGUUCAA
Lolium rigidum is the source of this 2867-nucleotide messenger RNA. Its product is annotated as disease resistance protein RPM1-like. Lineage: Eukaryota; Viridiplantae; Streptophyta; Magnoliopsida; Poales; Poaceae. The record is from RefSeq and is a predicted model, not a curated record. The coding region runs from base 315 to 2690 and encodes 791 amino acids. Gene Ontology annotation, molecular function: ADP binding. Gene Ontology annotation, biological process: defense response to other organism. The transcript is spliced from 2 exons.